Molecule: messenger RNA, 587 nt
Organism: Funneliformis geosporum
Lineage: Eukaryota; Fungi; Glomeromycota; Glomeromycetes; Glomerales; Glomeraceae
Source: the annotation of a GenBank genome assembly
AAUUAGAAAAUCUUGCAAAGUUAGAUAAUAAACAAUUUCUUCGUCCGAUUAUGGAUUGUAAAACAAGGUGGAAUUCAACCUUUAAAAUGAUUAAUCGUGCAUGUAUUUUAAAAGAAAAUAUACAAAUGUUAUUAGUCAAACAUCCUAAAUUAAAAGAUAUUUUUCCAAGUGAAUAUGAAUGGGAAUUAUUUAGUGAUUUAGACCAAUUUUUAUAUCAAUUUAAUGAAGCAACCAUUGAACUUUUAUCACAAAAAUAUUCUAUUAUUACACAUUCAAGAGUAAUAUUAUUAGCUAUUAAAAAAGAUUUAGAAAUUAAUUAUGAUAAUGAUUACUUAUUAAAUGAUGUAUUCAAAACAAUAUCUAAAUAUAAAAAAUAUUGUUUUCCAAAGAUGAUAAGUUAUGAAAUACAAUCACCAAUUAGAAGUCUAUUAGAGCAACAACAACAAGGUGUUCCUAUUAUUUCAACAAAAAAAGUUUCUAGCUUUUUAAAGAAGUUAAAAGGAGCAACUUCUAAUAUAAUAAAUGAGAAUGAUAAAGUUCAUAAAUAUUGGAUUUCUGCUGAAGCUGAAGAAGAUGUAGAACUUUAG